UAUAAAUAAUUUAUAUUGAAAAUUUAUUGAUUAGGAAUGAGUAUUAGAUGUUAAUUGUGGAGUAGUAGUCAAGACCUAAAACGUUUUAAGUAACUGGGGUUAAGGGGUUAUAUUUUGAUGAAUAUUACGGAAUCUGAGAAAGAUAGUUAAAUUUCUCCAAAUACCGUUUUUGUAGUUCUCAUUGCACUCUACCGAAAAAGGUCCUCACCAAUCAAAUUUCGCUGUAACUCUUAGAUUCGGAAAUAUUUCUCAAAACCUCAGUUAGGGGCUAAGUUGAUUCAAAUCGUUUUAAGUGUUUGCCACUAAAAAUUACGAAACUCAAUAAUAUUCUUGAUCUGUUUCAGCUAUGCGCGAAGGUUGUCAACCUCCUAGGAAGAAGUUGAAAACUGAAAUACAUACAGAUGAUAACCCAGAAAGUGUGCCACCGUUGACACAAGAAGCCAGUGUUGUCGGCGGAUAUGCUUCCACUCGAUGUAAUGCAGGUGUUCAAGUGGAUAUUCAGCCCGUUAAAUUUGAUGCAGAGGUUCAAGUCUGUAAUCCACGUCGUGAUAUAGCGGUACAAGUACAAUUCGAUAAGUUGGAUGCUGCGGUCCAAACGGUUAUUCCACAAACACGAGUUGACAAGGAGAUACAAACUGAUCGUUCAGUGGUUGAUGAAGUUAUUGGGAAUGAGGAGCAACUAAAGGCAUUCACUGGUCUACAUUCGUUUGCCUUGUUGACGUCUGUCAUCAUCUGUGUUACAGAAUUGAAGAAGAGGAUGGGAGAAAAUUUGAAUGAUCGCCAAGAUAUUCCUCACGACAUUUUGGUUCAGUUAGGGUAUCGUGACGCAUAGCUGGAGUCCCCUUAAAUGACGAAAAUAAAAGAUUAUUAAUUUU
This is a messenger RNA of Diachasma alloeum, 875 nucleotides long. RefSeq lists its product as uncharacterized. Bases 347 to 832 code for a protein of 161 amino acids. Lineage: Eukaryota; Metazoa; Arthropoda; Insecta; Hymenoptera; Braconidae. The transcript has 2 exons. The record is from RefSeq and is a predicted model, not a curated record.